Cantharellus anzutake is the source of this 1306-nucleotide messenger RNA. Its product is annotated as thiamine pyrophosphokinase. Gene Ontology annotation, molecular function: thiamine binding; ATP binding; thiamine diphosphokinase activity. Lineage: Eukaryota; Fungi; Basidiomycota; Agaricomycetes; Cantharellales; Hydnaceae. Gene Ontology annotation, biological process: thiamine metabolic process; thiamine diphosphate biosynthetic process. The coding region runs from base 63 to 890 and encodes 275 amino acids. The record is from RefSeq and is a predicted model, not a curated record. The transcript has 8 exons.
CUCAACUCUAAUUAAUCCUCCUCAACAACAGCCGUGUUGCCCUUAUUAAGUGUAUUCGUUCCAUGAAUCACCAGUUUUGGUCUGUGCCGUUCCUUUCCGAGGCGGGAACCACCCUCGAUAGCACUUCGUCCACUCCAUGGGCCCUUAUUAUUCUCAAUCAACCUUUCUCAAAGACCCUCCUUGACAUCUUGUGGCCGAAGUGUGCUUGGAAGGCUUGUGCGGACGGAGGAGCAAAUCGCCUCUACGAUGUUCUGCCCCGUCAAGAUAGGGCAUCGUAUCUGCCGGACCUUGUGAAAGGUGACUUGGACUCUGUGCGAGACGAGGUUAAACUAUACUACACCUCAAAGAAUGUCCCAGUCGAGAAAGACGAGGACGUGAACGCUACUGACCUCAUGAAAUGUGUGGCGUCGUUGCAUCAACUGGAAGAGUUAGCCGGUGGCAAUAUACAGUACAAUAUCAUUUUGCUAGGCGGAUUGAGUGGGCGUUUGGAUCAAACGAUACAUACUCUAUCGUAUUUGCACAAGCAGCGGCGGGUUCGCCCCCGAAUAAUGGCGAUCACCGACGACAGUCUUGCUUGGGUUCUGGACGAAGGGGAGCAUACAAUAGCGGUGGAUUCAUCGGUCCUGGGCAAGACAUGUGGGAUUCUCCCAGUCGGAGUUCAAUCAACAACGCUGACACUGAAAGGAUUUGAAUGGAACCUCGAAGAGGAAGAGUCAUCCUUCGAUGGGCUUGUAUCCACCUCUAACCAUGUUAUCGAAGGUCAGGUUUAUAUCAAGACUACUUCCCCUGUUUGUUGGACUGUCGCUGUAAAGGAAGUGGCACGACUCUGUGACCCAGUGAAACCACCAACGUUGUAUGAGAAGGCCAUUUCAUGGUGUACAAUAAUGUAAAGCCCAUAAUUUUUGCAGAACCAAGAUAAAUCCAAUUGUCUGUAGUCAAACUGUCAAAUAUAGAUGUCGUAGGAUCACUAUAGCUUUUCCCUUUCUCCCCUUCCCCUUUUCCUUCUCCACCAGUCAAUAUUGAAGCAUAGGUUGGGGUAUCCAUCGUAGAUCCUACUAACUCGACGCCAACGAAGCACCGCCCCCUUUUCCCCUACUGUGCCGUUCCUUCUACGAUGCCGAUAGAGACCUUUCCUUCGUCUUUCAAAAAAGCAAAGGAAUUGAUAAUUAGUCCAUAUGCCUCCCAUACAAGUAUCCAGCGUGCACAUUCACAGCUGUGUUGCGAGAGAGAACUUUCCACUGGUAGCUCAUGGCCUUGUAGAUGUAGUGAACCUGAAGAUUAUCCAGGAGGGACUCAAACCCCCUGU